This is a messenger RNA of Amoebophrya sp. A25, 6378 nucleotides long. The record is from the annotation of a GenBank genome assembly. NCBI's taxonomy places the organism in Eukaryota, Dinophyceae, Syndiniales, Amoebophryaceae.
CUAUAAUAUCCACCUCGGCCUCGCCCAUUAUUUCACUCUUUAAAGAUUGUAGUGUACUUUGAUGCGCAUGGACAUCGACGCUAGGAGCACAGCAUCGUUGGCGCGAUGCCUGGGUCGGGCCGUGGGCCCGCCUGAUCGUGCGCAACGGCGAUUUUUGGUCGGGUGAUGGUCAUCGAGUAUGGUGAUCACAAGAUCACGGGCAUAGACACGAUCACGAGCCUCACCGAGCUUCGCGGUCGAAAAAGAAUCACUCGCCUCGGCGACGUCUGGUGCAGCUCUCUUACUGUUAUAAGGUAGAGCCGCUACCGCUUCCCCGGACGUAGAAGACAAGAGUUGUAGCUAGACUGCUGAAUUCGUCGAACUAGUGGUAGCGUGUUCUUUUUGUAACGAGUGGGCCUCGAGGAAACCGAAUUCUAGUCGUGAAGUCCACAAAGGAGACCAACUGAAUCGACUUUAUCCUAGUAGCCUCGAGUCGAUCGCAGAGACUGGGACGUUCUUGGUACUAGACGAGUCCUACUCUUGCGGAGUCGAAGGACGUUCUACUUGUCACUAGAGCAGGGUGGCCCUAUUCCUGCGAAGUGUUGAAGACCAAGCGGCGUCUAUGGCCGUGACGACGCAGGCAAGCGAUGCCAUGCUUAAAAGAUGGCAGUUGGUCCCUCCCCAAUCGGGAGCACACUCCGAGGUCUACUCGCCGAGAACGGGACACGUUGUCGUGGCUUGGUUAUGACUUGAGAAAUACACUUACUUAUACUUACAUAUUAGAUACAUAGAUUUAGAUACUCCACGGGUCAUUAGGACUAUGAAUCUGCGUACUUGAUGAGGCCACAGGUAAUAAAGACUAUGAAUCUGCGUACCUGAUGAGGAAUUUUCUUGCUCUACUUCAACGUGAAGAAAAAGAUGUCAUAAUAAUAUUGACAGUGUAGUUGAAGAUGUGAAUUAAGUCCCCACAUCUCACUACAUCCUAGUGAAGGUAGGAGGACUAAGAAAUACCCUAUGAGGAAUCUUUUUUAUACCCUGUUCAUACAAACUCGACAAAUUCUACGUUUUCGGAGGCACAGAUGGCCAGGCGCGUCAGGCGGACGUGCACGAAUACAAUGUCACAAUGAACGAGUGGAAGUGUUUACGGACGGGUGGAAGGGCGCCACCAGCUCGCAGUGGUGCACAAGCGGUGGUUAUGAAUGGCAUGGUAGUUAAAUAGUAGUUGAAAUUAGAAGAACUGAGUGUGAGUGCGAUCGAUUUUGGGCAUCCCUCUCGAUCAUCAUGAAGUUAAUUAAAUUUUUGGAUGUUUAAGUCCUAAUUGUAAUGAAAAUCCUCGACAACAUAAAAAUCAAACUCAACUACCAGGUUUGGAUUUUUGGGGGGUACACGAAAAAAGACGGAGACUAUUUCAACGAUGUGAACUUGUUUUACCUGCCUGUGAACGACCAAUCACCGCGAUGGGAUCAAGUGGAUGCCAUAGGGGAGGCACCUGGAAAGCGCACGGACCAUAGUGUUGUCCUGUAUGUUAUGAGCAAGCUCACUAACUACAUUGUUUUGGAUAUAAGAAGUGCAGGGGUGCUUUUGUCACGCCCGCUCACAUUAGGUCGAGAACGAGGACUUUGCUUUGACACUCGCUUUACUCCUCUUCUAAUCGAUGGCGAUCUAUGUUCGUUUUCGGAGGGUUCGAUGGCAAGAGUCGCUUCAAUGACAUCAAGGAGUUGAAGCUCGAUCAGCGACGUUGGAUACCCAUAAGUGCUCGCAGCAAUGCACCCAAACCACGGUUUGGCCAUAGCGCAGUCAGUUGGGAGAACUCAAUUUAUGCUCCUUGCCUUCCUCCUCCUGAAACAUAUACUUAAUACAAAUACUUGCUGGCUAAAGAGAACUGCUAUGGUCAAAAAGCAAGCAGUUGCUUGCUGGACCUAGCAAUGCAAGGUGUUGGAUGAAGCUGCUUUUGUCAUAUCGCGGUAGUAGAUACCAAGAUUAUAUGACAUAACUCUAAUUUUGGUAUAUUUUUGGAGGCUGGGACGGACACAUAACGCUGAGCGAGCUGUUCGAGUACAAUUUUGCGUCAAAUACCUGGCACGGUGUGCCAAAUCGGGGUAGCGCGCCACGAGCACGCUAUAGACAUUCGGCCGUCGUGAUAUGCGGUUCAAUGUACGUUUUCGGUGGCGUCGACAAAGAUCAGAAUCGUUUUUCCGAUUUGUACGAAUUGAACUUGAUGGACAAGGUUUGGCACCGGUUGGAUAUUCGUGGCGAGUAUAUACCCUCGGCGCGCACCUUUCAUCGCGCGGUGGCGGAUACUACAGGUCGCAUGUUUAUUCUUGGUGGUUUCGACGGGAGAAGGCAAAACGACACAAAUGUGAUUCAACUUGUGCCCCGUGAAGAUUUCAGGAAUUACGAGCAGAGCCGCGCGAUAAGACAGGGCGCUGCUGCGUCUAGUUACGAUUUUAUUUUUGUUGUGACGAGUGGCAUCAUCAAAAUACAUCUAGGCUGUAAUCGUAUGAAUUUGACGGUCAUUAAUCAAGAAAUAAUUUUCCAUCAGUCGAAAAAGCAUUGGCCAGAGUGUGUCAGAUCUUCACCUCCAGCUCCAACCGGUACCUUUAUUUUACCACUACAUUUAUUUUUGUUAGGCACCUCUCAGCAUCAUGUCUAAUGUUUUAGGGGCGAUCCAAUGGGCGGUACAUUUGGAGCAGGCAGCACGGUCGCGGGUGGAGCAUCAUCCAGCAGCUCAUCUGCCCCCCUUCGGCUUGACGGAUCUCCGCAGGCCAUAUCAAACGCAUUAAUGCAGCAAGACAGUGUACGAAGAAUUAGUGCUAGAUUUGUCUCCUUCUCCUCCCUACUCCCAAUAACCCUCUCUCCUUCACGCCUUAGUCUUGCCGGCACUUAUCCCACGCGUUCCUCGUUAUUGCACGGGAGAAUAUCAACGUGAUACUGCUUCUUCUACUACCAUUUGCUCCUGCAGAUAUACAGAAGACUACGCAAAUGAAGAUUAGCUUUGAAUUCCUUGGACAAGCACUACCUAUAGAUACUUUCUAAAAAAGUCGAUCAAGUGGACAAUGAGUUUAAAUAGCAGCCGUUUGAUACAUCACAUGUUGAUGACCACCUGCGCCACAUCUUCACUUUACCGUUUCUAAUGCUAUCGUCAGUCAGAACCGGCACCGGAAUACAGCUUAGUGACAGCACGAGUCGUCGGGAAUCUAUUAAUAGAGACGGUGUAGUGACGGUGAUAGAGUCGGGCGGUGGUAGCGGUAGUACUAGUGGAGAGGUAUUUGCUCCCAGUAGGCGCCGGCGGAGUCAAGGUGGAGAGGGCGAUACGAAUGCGGGCGAAAUGUCGGUCAUACAGAGUGGAGCCUCAAGAAUACCAAACAUAGCAGACGAAGGGGGAGUCGGGGACGCGAAUGAGGUAAAUCUAAAUCAUGAUCCUUCUAAUUGUCAUACAGUGAGGGCUUUACGUGUAAGAUGUAAAAGUACUUCGUCAACGCACGUUCUCCAAAUAAGCAAAACUGCAUUUAUGGCUUGUGAGAUUCAAAUUUCAGGCAGCGAGCGCGCUGAUGCCGGAAGAUUUUUUCAAAUGGCAAGAAAUAACGGACCAGACGGGGAAAAUUUAUACACCACGGACGGGGCAUGCAGUGGUGGUUUACAACAAGACACUUUAUCUUAUGGGCGGAACAGACGAGUCUGCCAGACAAAACGACAUCUACCAGUUCAACGUGGAGACGCACAUGUGGAGCAUGCUCGACAAUGUGAGAGGUACUAGUGUGUGUCACUCGUCUUGGCGAGGCGGUAUUGGACUUUAUUGAUAAAAUGAACGUUGUGGAGAAACACGAAUAGAAGGAAUUGACGACUUUGACGUUGCGUCAUGAUAUGGAGAGCUUACUUGAGUUUGAUUUUUCAAUCAUUGACUGGGAACCUGCAGAUGUAUCAUAGAAACAAGGCCAGAGACACCUACGUACUCGGAUUCAGUGUCCUCAAACUCAAAGCAACAAAAACAUCAUACAGGGACUCCACCUUGUGCUCGGUCCGGUUCCAAAGCUAUCGUGUAUAGCGACACGAUCUUCUUUUUUGGAGGAUAUACGAAGAAAGACGGCGAAUACUUCUGCGACCUCUACCAAUUUUAUGAAAUAUAUUAAGAGAGUCGCAGUCGUCCGAGAAGCGGAAGUCUUAGUUUUUAAGAGACGUAAAAAAGUGCGUCUGGUACAACUCUUUUAGUUUAUGCUGUUACUCGUCUUUACCAAAUUCUCUUUAGCGGCACAUCGUAGUUUCUAAUAUCUUUUUGUUUAUGAAGGUGAAUCUGAAGUGAUGGUUGUCAACAUGUUUGUGAUAGCCAUGAUUGUGUCUAAGUACAACUUGAACUUCCUUGACUUUAACAGAUCGCGUUUUCCCAUUCUUUCAUAAGCUCCACAUCCCGACUGCGCAGUGGCGAACUAUUGACCCCUCAGGCGUGGUACCACCUGCGAGGACGGAUCACAGUUGCUGCAACUUCGGCCCAUCGCUCUACAUUUUUGGAGGAUUCGAUGGGAAGAGCAGGUUUGACGACCUGCAGAAGUUCUCUAUCGACCUGAACCGCUGGGAGCGGAUAAAGGGCGAUAAUCAGCCGAUGGGCCGAUUUGGCCACUCUGCGUGUAUGUACUUAUGACCACUUGUUUUUCCGGGCACUUCUGCAGUUACUACUGUAGUUUUUUAGAAUUGAAAAAAAGAUAUCCGUCUCGAUCACAGAUUGCACUUAGAUCACUCGCUAGAAAAGAAAUCUGAAAUCUAUGAUACAGUUGUUGCACUCGCUCCUACCGUGCUAGAAGAUGGUAUUCUAUUUCAUCUACUUUCGUCAUCCUCCGCGUAGAAGUGCUGGUUCGUCUAAGAAAAGGCUCGUCGAUGUUUGUCUUUGGAGGAUGGAAUGGGCACGACACUUUGGACGACUUGACCGAGUUCUCGACUACAACUCAGCAGUGGUUUCCAGUCCCAGGAAGAGGCGAAGUCCCAACUUCCCGAUACAGGCAUAGUGCGAUCGUCUACGGUUGUUGCAUGUUCAUAUUUGGUGGCGUCGACAAGCGACAAGCGCGCUUCUCAGAUUAUGGUUGGAGACUUCUUCAUCACUCAAGUAAGUAAAACGCUAUGACCGUUUCCGUUGGUUGCUAAACAUAGUAUUUCUCGUCAAAAUUAUUGCAAGUAUUCUGAUGUCACUCUUGCGCUUGUAUGAAUCCGUCGUCUUAAUUUAACUGGUUUCAAAACUACUACGAGGACAGUACUAGCUCACCUAGAAAGAUGUAGGUGAGCAAAACAAAUCACUUAAGAGAACUUUGUUGAGCACCUCCACACUCUAAGGAACCUUGCUGGAGUUCAAUUUCGACACACGGACAUGGUCAAGGCUCGAGACCAUGGGAGAUCCACCUAGUGCGCGGACGUUCCAUAAAGCGGUAACUUACAACCUGUGUAGAGAUGAAAAUUUAGUCCUACCUUCUUCUAAAUCUAAAAUAUCUACGUACAUCUAAUUAAAAUUAUAGUACCGGUACUCAACAUACUACUCUUUAAUACUGAAGGAGUACAACCAGGUGAUUUACGGUGGUCGGAUGUACAUAGUGGGUGGCUUUGAUGGACAGCGGAGAAACGAUAUGUACCGCAUAGCGCUUAUCGAGGAACGAACACGGGCCGAGAAAGUAGAGCUGCGUAAACAGAAGCUUGGCGUCCAUUCCGAUUCUGCGGUUAUGAUCCUGAUUGCUUGCGUGAUCCCUUUUUUAAUGGGCCUCCCAGUCACAACAAGAUUUUUGCUUGGAUCCCUGUUCCUGUUCAUGUCAUGACAUACAACUAGUGGACUCGAUUGCAACACUGUAGCAUCUAAUAAAAUGUUGAGCAACAUGUUGUACAACCACUAGGACUAGUCGGGAACAAGGAGAUUAACAUGCUUUAUUUGCUUCUCCACCACAAGCACCCACAACCUCUAAAGUAGGAAGUGCUCUAGCUGCUCCUGGGGAUGAGGAAUUAGAGAACGUAGACGGUAACUUUGGCAACGAGAGUUUAGACGAGGUGAGCAUGCUUAAGGCACAGGUACUCGAAUACCAGAAACGUCUAGAGCGAGAGGAGGAGAGACAUACGUGCAAAAUCUGUUACGAGCGCGAGAUCAACACGGUGAUUCUGGACUGUGCCCAUCUCUGCGCAUGCGUUCGCUGCGUCCGCCAUUUGUUAUGGAUAGAUUUUUUUCUCUUUCUGUUGUUCUUCUACUUGUACUCCGUGGUUGUCCUUGACCUCGAUGAUGCUGCCAGGGUAGUACGUUUCGAGUGUCUCUCGGGGUAUGCGUAUAGAAAGUGAAUGAAGGGGAACUAAACAACGACGGAGAUCAGGGGCAGGAUGAUUGAAGAAGAACACAGAAAAACAGGGCACAUCUAAUUUUCACACAAUGCCCGAUUU